AGGUUGAGGGGAAUCAGGCCUGGCGGCCGUACCUGCGGGUGCCUGAGUGCUUAGUGCCAGGAGUCCCCGAGCGCGGGCUGACUGGAAGUUAAUGUUUGAUCCUCCCCGUGAUCUUUGCCUCAGGCUAGCUGCAGCCCGGUUGCCUAGCCGAGCAAACUUGGCCUUGGGACAGGGAGGGCCGGGGCUCACCAGGAGAGGGAAGAAAGGGGAGGCUAGUCCAGCGGUCAUGCCCCCCUACUUCACUCUGUCCUAGGGCUCUCCUCCUCCCACCAUCCAUAACCACGUCCUGGAGCAAGACCUGCGUUUCCAGCAUAUUUUGUAAUCCUAGGAGCUUGGAAAAACGAUGGACCCUAAGGGUGGGGGAGGGAGGGUUGCUGGAUCCAUGGAAUGUCAGGGAGCCCCAGAGUAGACAUGGGCAUGUCCAUAUAAAGACCAGAGCCUCAGUUUCUUCAUCUGUAAGAAGAUGAGAUUACCUUCUUCCUAGGAAGGAGUGUCAGUGGAUUUUUGUCUCUGCUGGUAGUAGUGAGGGUGGAAAAGAAGUGAAGCCCUUAGGAAGACUUGGACUGGUGCUUGGGAAGGGUUAGAGAGUGACACCUGCUUUUGCACAAUCAGAGGAAACACAGAAACCUGCAGUGUUGGGAGCCCCCGUCCUGGGAUGCUCCAGUGUCAGUGAAACUGAGCCUCAAGUCAUCGGGAGCAUUUUCCCAACUCGGGGGCAGCAGAGCCCAGUCCAGGUCUCCUGAACCAAAUUCCACCUCAGGUUAUCCCAGGCCUGCCCCUUAGUGGCCCCAGAUUUGGACCAGAAGAUUCUGGGCCUCUGGAUGAGAGUCGGGGAGGGGUGGAGGGGUAGGGAAGUUUAGGAGACCUGGCUUAGGAGAAAGGCAGCUUGACUGAGGAGGAAGGGACAUGCCCUGGCCUCCCCUCACUCCUUUUUUGGACCUAGACCCGCCACUCUAGUUUCCCUCUCUGGCCUCGAUUUCCUCUUCUGUGAAGUGGGAAGAAGAAAUGGUAUCCCUUGUCAAGGGUUCCUGUGGAAGUACCCAGAGCUCUCUCCAGGAAAAAUGCAAGUCUGGCCACAGGGUCCCUGUAGCAAGGAGCCAGUCUGCAGCCACGUCUGCGCCUGGGUUUUUGGCAGCAUCUGGGUGGGCACAGAACUCUGGGCAUGUGACAGAGAAAGGUGGGGCCUGCUCUGGGAGCGACAGUGGACCCGCCCAGUGGUGGUUUGGGAGAGGAGGGCACACUUCCUGUAGUAAGACGGAUCUUCCACGUUGCAGCUCAGGCCCGGAGUUUACUGCCAGCUCCUGAAAUCCCAGCAACUUAGGGCUUUUGUCAGAUGCUGUGAGCAUGCACCAGCUGUAAUAGCUUCAAACAGCCUAACACCAGGAGUCACAGCUACACAUGCACAUAAUCACAUAUGACAAACAUAACUACAUACAUGCAGCCACACACAAUAUUGCUAAACAAGCAACAAUGAACAUAACUGUGUGAGAUGUGUUACUGACCCUGACAUGACUGACACACUGACCAUUAUAUUUGUAGAAAGAUACACAAAGACAACUACACACAUGCCUAUACAUGUGCAUGCACACAAUCAGCUACACCGAGACAUGCAAAGCUACAAACUUAGCGAACAGCCGCACUUACAUGUUCAGACAUAACUCAUGCAUCAUCCCACAAAGACAGAUAAACACAUCAGCUCCCACUGGACCAGAGAUCCUGCUGGCUGCAUAUGCCAUACGCACAUGUGUAGAGACACACCUGGCAACAUUUGCACAACUUUGUGAGCCCAGCUACAACUGGGGCUCAUGGCUCUUCUCCACCAUGACCCAGUUAUACAGUGUGACACACGGAGACUCACGCCCAGUGGUGAGCUGGAACUGGCUUAAACCCGAUUGUUGAACUUUCAGGAAUUUUGCAAGCCAGUUACUAAGUACAGCCAUUGUUUUUAACAUUAAAUUAUAUGCUUACAGUUAAAUAAAUUAUGUUAAAAACAAAGGUCAUAUAAAAACUCCAAAAUCAUUACUUCCUUAUUAUUUUAUUAUACUUUACUGUCAUCUAUGGUCUGGAGGUUAUUUAAUUCUGUUAUAUCAAUAUGGUGGAAGUACUGAGCAAUGGUCUCAUGUCACACAUCUCUUCCCAAUACCUCCAGUGCAGUGGCAGCAUCUCAGUAGCUUGACAUUAGGAAAUUGGCAAACACUACAGACGAAUUUCUUCCUUUGAGAGCUUGUUGCUUAACACUGACCAACAUACCAGUGUACUUGUUCGUGUUGAAAUUCCAUGAUUGUACACAUUCAGACAGAUCUAUGUCCAUACCUACCUACACGGUUGUAUAGUGGUUCGAACCUGAAAGGCCUGAGUUAGAAUCCCAGGUCAGUUCCUUGUAACUUUGGGCAAAUUCACCUCUGUGUCUUGGAUUUCUCUUCUGUGAAAAUGGGAAUAGUAAUAAGACCUACCUUAUAGGGUCAUUGCAAGAUUUAAGGGAGAUAAUGCAUGUAGAAUACUUAGAACGUGCCCAGCAGACAGUAAGCCUUUAAUUAGUGGUACAGGCAGUUAUAUGCACACUCAUCCACAGUUCACCCCUCUGAAAACAGACUGUGAACUCAAGUUCUAAGGAAGGCUGAGGAGGGCAGCCCUUGGGACAUGGCCCAGGAAGCCUGGUAGGGCGGGGAUUGGCAGCUGACAGUGGGGCCAGGGCAAGGGGCAUACAGGAUGGAGUCAGCUGGUGCUCCCCAGGGAACCAGUCUCCAGGCAGGAGGCCUAGGCUGGCUUCUAGGAAGUGGAUGGGAAGGAGAAGGCUGAAAUGGAAAUGGGUCAGGGGUGGUUCCAAUUUUCAUAUCUGCAUCUCCUUUCUUCCCCUCCCUCUCUCCCCUCCCACCUUCUACUUUCUGCUUUAUUCACCCAUUCAGGGAGCAUGGGGCUGUUGCUGAACCUGGAAUUCUCAGAGAUUAAACAGUCCUCUUUACCUGAGAGAAAAGAAAGUAUAUGUCCAUACAAAGUCUUGUACGGGAAUAUUUCCAGCAGCUUUAUUUGUAGUCACCCCAAACUGGAAACUACCUGCAGUCCCAUUAACAAGUGAAUGGAUAAACAAAUUGUGGUGUGUGCAUACAAUAGAAAACAGCUCAGUAAUAAAAUGGAACUGUUCAGCUGUGCAGCAAUAUGGAUGAAUCUCAAAAUAAUUACACUGAGUGAAAGAAGCCGGACAAAGAAUCCAUUACAGUCACUUUCUGUAAAACCCUUAAAAAUGCAAACUCACCUAUAGUGAGAGAAAGCAGAAUAGUGGUGGCCUGGGGUUGGGGGUGUAGGGAGGGAUGGAAUCUGAAGGGACACAAGGAAAGUGCUGGGGAUGCUGACUGUGUUCUUAUCUUGAUUGUGGUGAUGGUUUCAGGGGUGUGCACAUAUAUCAAAACUCAUCACAUUGUAGCCUACAGUAUGUGCAGUUUAUUGUAUGUCAAUUAUACCUCAAUAAAACUGUUUUUUAAAAAAAAGCCAUGGUCCUCAACCUACAGAAGCUGACAGUUGGGAAGUGAGGGGAGCCAGAUAUGGACAUGAAAGGAGAAGCAAUAAGCUGUGAAGGAAUUAACUUUAGACGAAGAGAUGGGGCAGGGGAGAGCAUGCCCUGGGGAAGGAACAGCGGAACCCAUGGCUGAGGGUCAGGCCGACUGGUUCAGGCUGGACCCUGGCUCAGAGGGGCUUGAACCCAGCUAGGUGGUAAGAGGUGGAGUCAGACAGCUGGUCUGGGGCAGACGCUUUUCCUUCUCUCCUCCUUCCUGUUCCCUGUCUGUCCUUUGACCACUUGUGUGUCCUGUGUCCUUGUGUACCUGUGUCCUGCCGCUGGAACAGUCUCCUCCCUACCUCCUGCCUCCUCCUUCCCACUGAGAUCGCGCAACGGUCAGAGAGGGGCCUGAGGCAGAACCCACAGGCCUCAGCGCUCACCUUGUGGCCUCCCACAGGAAGGGGCCCUCGACCUUCUGAAGAAGCUGAACAGCUGUCAGAUGUCCAUCCAGCUCCUCCAGACCACCAGGAUUGGAGUAGCCGUUAAUGGGGUCCGCAAGCACUGCUCUGACAAGGAGGUGGUGUCCUUGGCCAAAGUCCUCAUCAGAAACUGGAAGCGGCUGCUAGAGUCCCCAGCGCCUCCCAAAGGAGAAAAAGGAGAGGGAAGAGUAAAAGCAAAAAAGAAGGAAAAAGGACUUGACUGUUCCAGUUGGAAGCCAGAGACAAGCCUUUCUCCACCAAGGAAAAAACACGUGGAAGAGCCCAAAGAUAGGAGAGACUCUGUGGACUCCAAGUCUUCAGCCACCUCCUCUCCCAAAAGGCCAUCGAUGGAAAGAUCAAACAGCCUCAAAUCGAAAGCGGAGGCCCCCAGAACACCCAGCAGCCCCUCGAGCCCCACCUUUGCCCCCUCCAUCUGCCUCCUGGCGCCCUGCUAUCUCACAGGAGACUCUGUUCGGGACAAGUGUGUGGAGAUGCUCUCAGCAGCCCUGAAGGCGGACGACGAUUACAAGGACUAUGGAGUCAACUGUGACAAGAUGGCAUCAGAAAUUGAAGAUCAUAUCCUUGAGCUGUGCCAGGGCUGUGGGGGCCUGGACUGUCCAGCAGCAGGAGACCAAGAAAAUGCGGCUGUGUUCCCUGAGCUCCUCCAGAGGAUGGAGAAGGGAGGGGGUGGGAGGCCUGCCUGGGACGCAGCGUCUGGACAGAGAACUCACUGUGGUCGUUGGCUGGGGCGACUUCCUGCAGAGAGAGUGGUGAGAGCAUUACCGAUAGGAGGGGUUCUGGCUUCCAGCCCUGCCUCUGCCGGGAAUUUGCCCUGUGACCUUUAGCAAGGGCCCGCACCC
This is a messenger RNA of Vicugna pacos (alpaca), 4832 nucleotides long. NCBI's taxonomy places the organism in Eukaryota, Metazoa, Chordata, Mammalia, Artiodactyla, Camelidae. The record is from RefSeq and is a predicted model, not a curated record.